Messenger RNA from Opisthocomus hoazin, 1902 nucleotides. The record is from RefSeq and is a predicted model, not a curated record. NCBI's taxonomy places the organism in Eukaryota, Metazoa, Chordata, Aves, Opisthocomiformes, Opisthocomidae.
AUGGCCUGGCUCAAGUGCACCUACAACUAUGCAUGUAGCAUGGGCAAUAAACACGAGGAGCUGGAAGCCGCUGGACAGCAGGACAGCUAUGACUUGAUCGCCCACACAGAAACGUGGUGGGAUGCCUCUCAUGACUGGAGUGCUGCAGUGGACGGCUACAAGCUCUUCAGAAAGGCUAGUUUUCUUCUUCUCUUUUUUUUUUUUUUUUCCUACCCCCCCCUCCACGAAUUUCACCCGUUCAUUGAGGCACUUCUUCCACAUGUCCGUGCAAUUGCCUACACUUGGUUCAACCUUCAGGCUCGAAAACGCAAGUACUUUAAAAAACAUGAGAAACGGAUGUCGAAGGAUGAGGAAAGAGCAGUCAAGGAUGAGCUGCUUAGCGAAAAGCCUGAAAUUAAACAGAAGUGGGCAUCCAGGCUCCUGGCCAAGCUGCGCAAAGAUAUUCGCCAAGAGUUCCGGGAGGAUUUUGUGCUCACGGUGACUGGGAAGAAGCACCCAUGCUGUGUGUUGUCCAAUCCUGACCAGAAGGGUAAGAUCAGGAGAAUCGACUGCCUGCGACAGGCUGACAAAGUCUGGCGUCUGGACCUAGUCAUGGUGAUCCUGUUCAAAGGCAUCCCCUUGGAAAGUACGGAUGGAGAGCGGCUCAUGAAAUCCCCACAUUGCACAAAUCCAGCACUUUGCGUCCAGCCACAUCACAUAACAGUAUCAGUCAAGGAGCUUGAUUUGUUUUUGGCAUACUACGUGCAGGAGCAAGAUUCUGGACAACCAGGAAGUCCAAGCCACAAUGAUCCUGCCAAGAAUCCACCAGUGUACCUUGAGGACAGCUUUGUGAAAUCCGGAGUGUUCAACGUCUCAGAACUUGUGAGGGUGUCCAGAACUCCCAUUACCCAGGGAACUGGAGUGAACUUCCCAAUUGGAGAGCUUCCGAGCCAGCCAUACUACCAUGACAUGAAUUCGGGUGUAAAUCUACAGAGGUCCUUAUCCUCUCCACCAAGCAGCAAAAGACCCAAAACCAUCUCCAUAGAUGAAAAUAUGGAGCCAAGCCCCACAGGAGACUUUUAUCCUUCUCCAAAUUCACCAGCUGCGGGGAGUCGGACAUGGCAUGAAAGAGAUCAAGAUAUGUCUUCUCCUACAAUGAAGAAACCUGAAAAGCCUUUGUUUAGUCCUACUUCUCCCCAGGAUUCUUCACCAAGACUGAGCACUUUCCCCCAGCAUCACCACCCAGGAAUCCCAGGAGUUGCACACAGCGUCAUCUCAACUAGAACUCCGCCUCCACCUUCACCAUUGCCAUUUCCAGCACAAGCUAUUCUUCCUCCUGCCCCGUCUAGCUACUUCUCUCAUCCAACGAUCAGAUAUCCUCCCCACCUGAAUCCUCAGGAUACUCUGAAGAAUUAUGUACCUUCUUACGACCCGUCCAGCCCGCAGACUAGCCAGCCUAACAGCAGUGGUCAAGUAGUAGGGAAAUGGCUUGGCCAUUUUACUCCAGUUUUGGCACCGUCUCCCCAUCACAGUGCGGUGCGACCUGUGACCCUGACCAUGACAGAUACUAAACCCAUCACUACAUCCACUGAAGGUGAGGCAUCUUCACCUACAGCAACCACCUACACAGCCUCAGGCACAUCCCAAGCCAAUCGUUAUGUGGGACUCAGCCCAAGAGACCCAUCCUUCCUACACCAGCAACAGCUGAGAAUUUGUGACUGGACCAUGAAUCAAAACGGCAGGCAUUUAUACCCCAGUGCCAGUGAGGAUACAUUGGGAAUUACUUGGCAAAGUCCUGGUACCUGGGCUAGCUUGGUUCCUUUUCAAGUAUCAAACAGGACACCGAUCCUGCCAACAAAUGUCCAAAAUUAUGGUUUGAACAUAAUUGGAGAGCCUUUCCUUCAAGCAGAAACAAGCAACUGA